Messenger RNA from Perca fluviatilis (European perch), 2072 nucleotides. RefSeq names its product glycerol kinase 5 (gene gk5). Gene Ontology annotation, biological process: triglyceride metabolic process; glycerol-3-phosphate biosynthetic process; glycerol metabolic process. Gene Ontology annotation, cellular component: mitochondrion. Lineage: Eukaryota; Metazoa; Chordata; Actinopteri; Perciformes; Percidae. Gene Ontology annotation, molecular function: glycerol kinase activity. The record is from RefSeq and is a predicted model, not a curated record. The transcript has 16 exons. The coding region runs from base 1 to 1587 and encodes 528 amino acids.
AUGGGGUGUCAGCGGAACGGUUUCAAGAAGGAAAGCUUCAUUUUGUCGGUGGACGUCGGGACAACAUCCAUCAGAUGUCAGGUCUACGACAAGGAGGCGAAAAUCCAAGGAGCAUGCACCGCCAAGGUUGUUCCCUUGUAUCCAGAGGUAGGGUAUGUGGAGAUGGACCCAGAUGCGAUAUGGAAAGGGUUUGUCACUGUGGUCAAAGGAGCUGUGCAAGAUGCAGGAGUCCAAAUGCAUCAGAUAGACGCCCUGGGCAUCUCCACUCAACGAGGCACCUUCACAACAUGGGACAGAAGAACUGGGGUUCCUUUCCAUAACUUCAUAAGCUGGCAGGAUCAGAGGGCUGCAGACCUGGUGAAAUCCUGGAACAGUUCCUGCACCUUGAAAGCAAUCAAAGGCAUGAUGAGGAUGCUCUACUUUAUGACCAGGCAGAAGCGGAUGCUUGCAGCAAGUCUUAUUACCUUCUCCACUCAACACGUCACCUUCCGCCUCGUCUGGGCCCUAACAAACUACAAGCAGGUUCGUCAAGCAGUAGCUGAAGGUAACUGCUGCUUUGGAACAAUAGACACCUGGCUCCUGUUCAAACUCACCAAAGGUGAGGUGCAUGCCACCGACUACUCUAAUGCCAGUUCAACAGGAAUUUUCGACCCCUAUCAGAUGUGCUGGAGUGGGUUUCUCAGCUCUCUUGUUUCUCUGCCUCUCUCUAUUUUUCCCAAAGUAGAAAACACAGGCCAGGACUUUGGUUCCACAGACCCGUCUAUCUUCGGAGUCUCCAUUCCUAUCAUGUCAGUGAUGGCGGACCAGCAGGCUGCCGUGUUUGGAGAGUGCUGCUUUGACGUUGGUGAUGUCAAAAUCACCAUGGGAACAGGCACCUUCGUGGACAUCAACACCGGAAGCAAACCACAUACAUCUGUAGCAGGUCUGUAUCCUCUGGUGGGUUGGAAGAUCGGCUCAGAGGUGGUGUAUCUGGCGGAGGGCAACGCAGCAGACACAGGCACUGCCAUCAAAUGGGCACAGGAGCUGGAGCUCUUCUCCGACGUCCGGGACACCAGCAGCAUGGCCUGCAGUGUCAGCGACUCAGAUGGAGUGUGUUUCGUUCCUUCCUUCAGUGGUCUGCAGGCUCCUCUGAAUGAUCCCAAAGCUUGCGCCUCCCUCAUGGGCCUCAAACCUACCACCACUAAAAGCCAUCUGGUCCGGGCCAUUCUGGAGUCUGUCGCCUUCAGGAACAAGCAGCUUUAUGACACGAUGCUGAGAGAAAACAUUCCCAUCACAAAGAUCAGGGUGGAUGGCGGCGUUUCCUCCAACGACUUUGUCAUGCAGCUGACUGCAAACCUGUUUGGCAGAAAGGUAGCCAGACCCCAAAACUGCGAAAUGUCGUGUCUAGGGGCUGCUUUCGUCGCUGGACUCGGAGUGGGCUUCUGGAAGACCAAGGAAGAGCUGAAGAAGCUGCAGACCACCGACGAGGCCUUCUUGCCCAAAGGAACCCCAAAAAGCGGUGCUCACAGCCCCAGUCAGGAAUACAUCCCUGUCCUCCAGAGCUGGGAGAGAGCUAUCCAACGCUCCAUGAAUUGGUAUAAGCCUUGAUACGGGGUGCACACACAAGGAGAUCAAGGGCUAGACUAAAGCAGAUGGUUUUUUGAAGAAAAUAAUGUUGUAAGUAGGGCUAUACCGAAUAGUUCGAAGCUUCAUUCAUAACGUUGACAUUCAAAUUCUAAAUCAACUGCGCAGCUUUCAUUUUGUGCAUGUCUACUCAUUCUGUUUAAACACAGUAUUUUUCCACAGUUGCAGAUACUAAUUUAGCUCCAUUCAUAAUAUUAUGAAUUAAUAUUAUUAUUAAACAUAUUUGUAGAAUUAGAUUCCUGUGGUGGCUGCGUAGGAUUGUUUCCAAUAACGCGUUGUUUCUGUCUUAGCAUAAUGUUGCUAUUUUUAUGCCCUUAUUGGAUUAGCCUGCUGCCUACAUGAGUGUACGUUGACAAAACUAACGAGCUUUAUUCAUUAGUUGAUUUAAUAAAAAAAAAAAAAAGACAUUUAUUCCAACAAAUUAUCUUAUUCAAAAAGAAAUGUAGGGU